AUGGCAAGGCUGCCUUUGCAUCCGCGCUUGGCCCAUCUUGCUCUGAAAGCGCCCACUAUUCAGGAUGAUGGGACUGAAGAUGCCGACUCCACUGUUGCAGAGCUUUGCGCCCUGCUCGAACAGGACAGAGACACAUUGCAGCUCCAGGAGCGUGGCGCCAAAGUCAGCGCCGCGCCUCGCUGUGCCGAUGCACGUGUCAGGCUGCUGGCUCUCAAGACGAGAGCACUGCCUGAUCGUUUGAAGGGCAUCCGUGCAAUUCCCGGACAGUGCCAGCAAGUACUGCAAAGUGCUGCCCAGCUUCACAAGGAGCUCCCGUCUGCCACCAAAGCCGUGCGCAUUCGGGAUCCUGGUCCUUUCCUCGCGCUGGCCUACCCAGAAAGGAUCGCGAGGCGGGUCAAGAACAACCGGUUCCUGCUUCGGGAUGGAACGUCCUGUAUUGUGAAGGACCCCGUCUUGCAGCAAGAGCUGGGUAAAGAGCGGAACAGUGUUUACGAGCUUCAGACGUCGCGUGCUCCCUUCGAGGAGUUGCUUGCCGUGGGACUCCUAAUUGACAGAUUCGAAGAGCCUUCCAGUAAGGACUUGCAGUAUGCACAAUCAGACACCAGCACCGACGAGGGCGAGACCGCCGUGAUGAGGCUUGUUGGAAGGGCGGGCGCGCUUCGUCCGCCUCCGCGGCUUCGCAACGAGAGCUUCCUUCGCUCAACCUUUGCAAGGGCGAAGGAGUUCGGCAGCCAGGCAUUGCACGUUGUUUUAGACCGCAGGGUGCAGCAGGGGGCGGCGGCCGGUGCGCUGUCCUGUGGCGCCUGGGGCGGCUUCUGGGGACUCUGCAACGGCUCCGUCAUCGGGUGUUCAGUCGGCUUAAUGGCAGCUCCCUUCACCCUAGGCUGGGCAGAGUUUGCAUGCGUUCAUUUGGGUGGGGGAGGUCCACGUAGGAUGGGCAGUGUCAGCUUUGCUCCAAAGUCAAUACUACUUACGUACUCGUUAGAAUAG
Molecule: messenger RNA, 990 nt
Organism: Symbiodinium sp. CCMP2456
Lineage: Eukaryota; Dinophyceae; Suessiales; Symbiodiniaceae
Source: the annotation of a GenBank genome assembly